Penicillium olsonii is the source of this 1068-nucleotide messenger RNA. The record is from the annotation of a GenBank genome assembly. Lineage: Eukaryota; Fungi; Ascomycota; Eurotiomycetes; Eurotiales; Aspergillaceae.
AUGGCCUUUUCACUUGCAUCAAGAGCUAACCAUUUUUUGGCCUUCGGCAAUUACUUUCACUUGCAUCAACCCUCUUCUCGCCAUUUGGCCACACGCGCAACAUCCUACACGCUCAACACCGGCGCGAAAAUCCCGGCACUCGGAUUCGGCACGUUCCAGGACUCCGAUUCUCAGGAGAAAACUGUUAGCCAGGCCCUACAAAAGGGAAUGCGUCUGAUUGAUACAGCUCGAGUCUACAAUGUUGAGCGUGAAGUCGGAAGGGGAAUCAAGAGUAGCGGCAUUCCUCGCGAUGACAUUUUUCUCGGCACAAAGUUGUGGUGCAAUGACUACCAUCCUGGUGAUGUCGAGCGUGCUUUGGAUAAUUCCCUGCAAGAUCUAGAUACGACAUACGUCAAUCUGCUGUUGAUGCACUAUCCCUGCACCUUCAAGCGAGGUUCCGAUCGAUUUCCUCGCGAUGCCGAUGGUAGAAUGAUUCACGGUGAUACAACAUAUCUGGACACAUGGAGGGCAAUGGAGAAGUUGACUAAGAGUGGCAAGGUCAAAGCUAUUGGAGUCUCCAACUUCAGCAAGGGUGAGAUUGAAACCUUGAUCAACAAGAGUUCCACUGUCCCAGCUGUUCAUCAAAUGGAGGUCCACCCGUAUCUACAACAGAAAAUAUUCAACGAGUGGCUAAAGUGCAAAGGAAUCCGCGUUGUCCAAUUCAGCCCCCUAGGUAAUAUGAAUGACUUCUACCGACAAACAGGAUGGUCCAAGGAGAUUUCGCACAUGAUGCGCGUAGUCGAUCAGCCUAUUCUCAAGGAAAUUGGCACCAAGUAUAGGAAGAGUCCGGUACAAGUAGUACUCGCGUGGGGUAUUAAUAGCGGCCGUUCCGUUAUCCCCAAAAGUGUUGUGGAUUGGCAAGUUGAGGAGAAUAUGCAAGCGGAUUUUGAACUUGAACCUGAGGAUAUGGCUCAGAUUGCGACACUUGAUUCACAGGCUCGUUUCAAUGACCCCAGUUUAGAUUAUGAGUGGCGUCUGUAUAGUGAUUUGGAAGGUAUUGAUGGUACCAUGAGAGGGAAAACCCACUAG